This is a messenger RNA of Diabrotica balteata, 2225 nucleotides long. NCBI's taxonomy places the organism in Eukaryota, Metazoa, Arthropoda, Insecta, Coleoptera, Chrysomelidae. The record is from the annotation of a GenBank genome assembly.
GGUAGACACCAUUUUGGUUCAUAAUUAACGAUAUUAUUGGCCAAUUACAGUUGACCAGUCAGGUUUAAAUCGCAAUCUUUGAAGUUGGAGGUGAACGUAGUUGUGGUCUACUUUGUUUGACCAUCGCGCGAGCGGUACUUGCGUAAAUAACUUCAGUUCCACGAUGGGUACUACCUUCAUAAUAGUGUUUUAGUUGUAGUUUGACAGAAUCUGUCGAUAAUUACUUUUCUUUUAUUUAUUUAUUUAUUUAUUAAUCUUUGAAGAUGUUGUCUGGUGGUUAUAUAUUGGAAUUGUGUAACGUUUUUUUCUCUGGGCAGGUGGAAAAACGCUCCCUUGUUCAAAGAAUGGUUGGUAAUAUUAAAACUGGAGUUAUAUUAAAAGAUGUGUCCAUGCUAGUACAUUCUGGUGAAGUUCUAGCAGUGCUAGGAUCAAAAGGUAGUGGGAAAAAAGCUUUACUUGAUGUUAUAUCGAGAAGAGCACAAGGUCCUAUUCGAGGACAGAUAUAUCUGAACAACCAUCCCGUCAGUAUGUGUUUAUUUCAGCAGAAAUGUGCCUACGUUACACACAAAUGUGAUUUUAUACCGGGAUUAAAUGUUGAACAGACAUUGUAUUAUAUCCCUACUAAGUUCACUGGCUAUUUAAAAAUGUCUAAAGUAAAGCAAGUGAUAGCCGAUUUAGCGUUGUCGCAAGUAGCUAAAAAAUGUGUUGAAGAUUUGACAAAGAGUGAAUACAGAAGACUGAUGAUUGGUGUGCAACUAAUUAAAAACCCAGUGGUACUAUUACUAGACGAACCCACCUGGGACCUGGACCCAUUAAACACGUACCUAAUCAUUUCAAUCCUUUCAAAUGCGGCUAAAAAGUACGGAACUGCUAUAAUCUUAACGAUGGAGAAGCCUCGGUCAGAUGUUUUUCCGUUUCUGGAUCGGGUACUAUACUUAUGUCUUGGAGAUGUCGUGUACACUGGAGGUACCAAGCAAAUGCUCGAGUAUUUUAACGUUAUUGGCUUUCCUUGUCCACAACUGGAAAAUCCUUUGAUGUACUAUCUUUGUCUUUCUACAGUGGACAGAAGAUCCAGAGAACGAUUUGUAGAAAGCAAUUAUCAAAUAGCAGCGUUAGUGGAGAAGUUUAAAAACGAGGGAGUUAUUUUCCAGAAAAGUCCUAGCAUGAUCUCGCCCAAUCAAAACCACGAGCAUGGACAACACGACAAGGUUCCUUUCAUGCAUGGAAGACCGGGAAGAUUUUCAACUGCGUGGACGAUUUACGUGCGACUUUUAGCAGCGACUGUGAGUUUUAAAAGAGCUGGUCUGCGCCAAACAUUUUUGCGUACUUUUGCACUACCUUUAUAUUUCUUCUUGAUGUGGCUGUUCUAUAGAGAAAUGAAGGACUGGCAACAUACAUUCAUAUCACGUAAUGGCUUAAUUUUGAACUGUUUAUGCUGUGUUUACUUCGUGGGAAUCAUAAACACCAUAUUAAUGUACCCUACAUAUAGGACAAGGUACUACCAAGAUACUCAAGAAGGUUUAUAUGGAGGGACGUUGUUUCUUCUAACUUACAAUUUGGUUUCGCUGCCAUUCUCGUUUAUUUCUUCAGUUUUGUCUGCAGUUAUAAUUUUCCCGUUAAUUAUGUCAUUCGACAAUCCUGUGGACUUCGUGUACUUCACUCUGAUAUUAUGGGCUUGUUACAUCUUCGCAGAACAGCAAACCAUGGCAAUUUUAAUGAUCGUGAAGGAUUACAUGAAAGCUGCUAUAUUUAGCAUUUAUCUGACAGUGGUGUGCAUUACUCUGGGUAGUGGGAUAUUAAGGUCAAUGAAAGGCUUACCAGACUGGCUGUACUACGCCAGUUACGGAACUCAAACACGCUACGCCGCUGCAUAUCUAAAUCGUAAAGUGUUUACUCACCUAGCCCUCAACCGAGCGCUUCCUUUUGAUCUCCAACACAACUGUACUCAAAUAAGCUUCGAAACUUCUAUCUUAAACGGCGCCAACAAUGCUUACUGCAGAUACGCCAGUGGACAGGCCUUCCUUACGGAACGAUACAGCAGGGAUCCCACGGAGGUGAUUUUUAGCGGAGUUCUGGAGGAGGAUUUCAAUAUUGGGCUCACCUGUGGUUUUGCGCUGGGAAUGAUUGUUUUUAAUUUGUUUUUGUAUUUGAUUCCUUUGCCUUCGUUCGUUAAAGCAAAGUUUAGGGAAUAAAUUAAGGUUUAAAUAAAAAUAUUUAUUGUUUUA